Messenger RNA from Aspergillus affinis, 333 nucleotides. RefSeq lists its product as uncharacterized. Lineage: Eukaryota; Fungi; Ascomycota; Eurotiomycetes; Eurotiales; Aspergillaceae. Bases 1 to 333 code for a protein of 110 amino acids. Gene Ontology annotation, molecular function: oxidoreductase activity. The record is from RefSeq and is a predicted model, not a curated record. The transcript has a single exon.
AUGGGUUACACAAUCACCGUUGUCUUUCCUAACGAUAUCGAUGCCAAGUACGAUAUUGAUUAUUAUAACGCGAGCCACAUGACGCUCAUUGAAAAGCAUUGGUCCAAGUAUGGUCUGAAGGGCUGGUCUGUCACUAAGUAUCUUCCGGGCUUGGACGGUGCGGACCCGUUGUAUGCCUUUGGCAGCCAAGUCUUUUGGGAAAGCGAAAAGGCUAUGAAGAAGGCAUUUGAAAGUCCUGAAGUCGCGGAGAUUAUGGCGGAUGUUCCUCGCUUCAGCAACAAGCCCCCAAUUUUCUUGAUCGGCCAGACAGUCAAGCCUGCAUUCAAUAUCUGA